UGACGAUCUCAUUAUGAUCACCACCGUUUUCUUCUUUUUCCUCCCUUAUAAACUAGGACUCCGACGCCUCAAGGAGAGCACACACCAAUUUCCUUCUCUUCUCUCUAUCUAGCUAACACCAGCUAGCUAGCUAGCAUAAACGUCGAGGAAAGCAAGUUGAUUGUUCUUGGCCGGAAGCAAGAUCAAGAAAUUAACAAAAAAUGUCGUCCAAUAUUAAUACUGAAAACUGGAUGAAAGAUAUUGGGGUGCUUGAUCAUCUAAGUGGUGUCGGAGAAGGAAGUACUUCUGCAGCAACAAAGAAUAUCACUGCACUUGUGGUAGACGAUGACUCUGUAAACCAGAUGAUUCACAGCAAAAUCUUGGAAAAUCUAGGCAUACAAAAUCAGGUGGUGAGGAAUGGCAAAGAGGCUGUUGAUCUCCAUUCUUCAGGAAACAACUUUGACCUCAUUUUGAUGGACAUGGAUAUGCCUGUCAUGAAUGGCAUCGAGGCAACGAGGAAACUCCGAGCGAUGGGCGUUCGUAGUAUUAUUGCGGGAGUAUCGACAUGCACAAGAGAUGAGCUAGAACAAAAGGAGUUCAUGGCAGCUGGGCUUGAUGAUUUUCAAGAGAAGCCUUUGACAACCCCCAAGCUGGUUUCAAUCCUUCAAAAGGUCAACAAAAAAUGUUGAAUAAUUGCUAAAUACUACAGAAGGCUGGCUGAAGAAAAGGACGGAAUAACAUGAAGUUAUACAAAUAAAACUACUCUUUUUGUUUUGUUUUGUCUUUUCGGGGGUUGCAGACAAUGCAUGAUCAGAAACUGUAACUCUUAGAAUCAUGUCUUCCAACAUGAGAAAAUGGAAAUGUUUUCAAUAAAGUAGUCUGCAUGCU
Molecule: messenger RNA, 867 nt
Organism: Juglans microcarpa x Juglans regia
Lineage: Eukaryota; Viridiplantae; Streptophyta; Magnoliopsida; Fagales; Juglandaceae
Product: two-component response regulator 24-like
Exons: 3
Coding region: 201-668 (155 amino acids)
Biological process (GO): phosphorelay signal transduction system
Source: RefSeq, a predicted model, not a curated record